Molecule: messenger RNA, 1956 nt
Organism: Pyricularia pennisetigena
Lineage: Eukaryota; Fungi; Ascomycota; Sordariomycetes; Magnaporthales; Pyriculariaceae
Exons: 3
Coding region: 1-1956 (651 amino acids)
Biological process (GO): regulation of transcription by RNA polymerase II
Cellular component (GO): nucleus
Molecular function (GO): RNA polymerase II transcription regulatory region sequence-specific DNA binding; DNA-binding transcription factor activity, RNA polymerase II-specific
Source: RefSeq, a predicted model, not a curated record
AUGGAGAUUCCGUCAAGACAUCGCAAUGCCGCCCCUGGUGGUCUGCCCUCGAUGCCUUCUAUAUUCAUUGGCGUCAGCCCUCCGUCCAGGCCAAUCGCCUUCGGCAGCACCUCAGGGAACAGCAAUCGACAGGCCGGGUUCUCCUUACCUUCGCCGCCACUCUCGACCUCGAACCCUAUGGUAAUACCAAACGCUCGUGGCGGAGGUGCCUACGACGACCCUCCACCGGCGCUGCCGCCUCCGAGGUUUGUGCCCAUAGACGGCCCUACCGGCGACCAUCCGCAAUAUCUCGAGCAUCGCUCUCAUCACGAGCCCGCAGGCUCUGCAGGCUCAGGCUAUUUUGGAAGCUUGAACGAAAACCUGAAACGGGAUGCGAGAUGGCCUUCUAAGCCGGAUAGGGAUGAGGGUUACGGCAGUCUGUCGUCGAUGGCUUCCUCAAGGUCCCAGGGUUCACUCCCCACGCGCUUCGGCGUCCACCACGAAAAGUACCAGUUCAGGCCAUCGGUCGAUGCCUACGAUAAUGCAUUAUUAAAUAAGCUCAGCUCGAAUCGCACCCUUAAUAACCGUUCGCCAACCCAAUCUUCCUCUCUAAACUCCCCAACGGGUGACGAGCCGAUACGACAUCCCACCGCACCUCCCGCUAACGAUCGACUACAUUUGCUCAAGCCUCUGUCUCUCCCAACACGAUCAAAACAGCCACUAAUGCUCGAAUCCCCGAAUCGUUUUACAGACACACCCAUAUACUCGGCCGUGUCCCCACGCAGCAAUCCUUUCCCGGCGAUUCAGGGCAACAAAUCCCCAAAUUACGACAGCGGUGGCGGAUCGGAUUUUGAGAGAUCGCCAAUACCCAUGCCGCGCAGGACUGAUAGCUGCGUGUCAGCUUCUGAUGAUGCAGGUACUGCCUCCACUCAGGGUAGCAGCUAUGAGAUGACGGUGGACGAUGUCGACUAUGCCAUGGAGGACUCGCAGCAUGCCACAAAGAAGCGGAGGGCAUCGUCGCCACCCGGCGAAGAACCUGCAUACGGCACCGGCUUUGCGCUGCACUCUUCCAACGAUCUGUUGAGGAGAAGAGAAGCCGGUGCAUCACGAGGUAGUCCCACCCCACGUCUUAGUGUUAUACCCCAGGGAUCGUCUACGUCGUCAAAUGGGAGCCGCAGCGGCUCUUUUCUCAGUUUAUCCAUCGGUCCCUCGGGCAUCGACCGGCUCUCGCCUGGCGGGCUAAGCCCUGGGGGUAUGUCACCGACUGACCCCUCCAGUUGCGGCUCGCCAUUCUCGAUUGCAGCGUCUCCGAGAUCGUCAAUAUCGAGGAGCAACCAUGGCUCAUCUUCGGCGCCGCAGCCCCAUCAUAGAACAUUGAGUGUCGAGAACAGGCUGUCACCGAGAGGCAAGCAGCUCAUGGGUGAAGGAAUGAUGCCAAAGGCUGCUGGCGGCGUGGCGACCAAGAUGCAAGGCUUUUUGAUGUGUCAAUGCUGUCCGAAGAAGCCAAAAAAGUUUGACACAGAAAAGGACCUGAGGGACCACGAAGCAGAAAAGCAGUACACGUGUUUAUACUGCGGUAACCGUUUCAAAAACAAGAACGAGAUGGAAAGACAUCAAAACAGUCUGCAUCUUAGGAAACACAGUUGGUCGUGUAGCGCCCUGUCUGGAUGGGACCGGGCAUUCCACGAAUCGACAGCGUCGCCAGGCCAAGCGGACGUUUGCGGCUACUGCGGGAAAGAGUUCUCACGCAGCUCAGCUGACGGCGCAACGGAGGCGGACUGGGAGGAACGCAUGAAGCAUCUGACGGACGCGCACAAGUUCAGGGAGUGCAACAGCAGUAAGAAGUUCUACCGGGCCGACCACUUCCGGCAGCAUCUGAAGCACAGCCACUCUGGGACAAGUGGGAAAUGGACCAACAUGUUGGAGAACGCAUGUAUGCUAGACGAGGAGCCGGAUGUGCCCAUGGAUCGGCGCUGA